Messenger RNA from Spodoptera frugiperda (fall armyworm), 1746 nucleotides. The record is from the annotation of a RefSeq genome assembly. Lineage: Eukaryota; Metazoa; Arthropoda; Insecta; Lepidoptera; Noctuidae.
AUUAAUAAUAUAAAAUAUUCUAUUUGUUUUAUUUCAUUUUUUUUUUUAUUUAUAAUAAUAAUAGUGAAUUUUUUUUUUAUAAUUUAUUUUAUUAUAAAUGAUAUAGUAAUUUUAAUGGAGUGAGAAAUUAUAUCUUUUAAUUCACUAAGAAUUGUUAUAUCUAUUUUAUUGGAUUGAAUAUCUUUAUUAUUUAUAAUAUUUGUUUUUUUAAUUUCUUCUGUUGUUAUUUAUUAUAGAAAAAGAUAUAUACAAUCAGAAUUAAAUUUAAGUCGAUUUAUUAUUUUAGUAUUAUUAUUUGUUUUUUCCAUAAUAUUAUUAAUUAUUAGACCAAAUAUUAUUAGAAUUUUAUUAGGUUGAGAUGGAUUAGGAUUAGUUUCUUAUUGUUUAGUAAUUUAUUAUCAAAAUUUAAAAUCUUAUAAUGCUGGGAUAUUGACAGCUUUAUCAAAUCGUGUAGGUGAUGUUUUUAUUUUAAUUGUUAUUUCUUGAAUAUUAAAUUAUGGUAGAUGAAAUUAUAUUUUUUAUUUAGAGUUUAUAAAUAAUGAUUGAGAAAUAAUAAUAAUUGGUAGAAUAAUUAUUAUAGCUGCUAUAACUAAAAGUGCUCAAAUUCCUUUUAGAUCUUGAUUACCGGCAGCUAUAGCUGCUCCUACUCCUGUUUCAGCUUUAGUUCAUUCAUCUACUUUAGUUACAGCGGGGGUUUAUCUAUUAAUUCGAUUUAAUAUAAUAUUAUUAGAUAUAUUUUUUUUAAAGUUAUUAUUACUAUUAUCAGGUUUAACUAUAUUUAUAGCUGGAAUUUCUGCUAAUUAUGAAUUUGAUUUAAAAAAAAUUAUUGCUUUAUCAACAUUAAGACAAUUAGGUUUAAUAAUAAGAAUUUUAAGAAUAGGAUUACCUGAUUUAGCUUUUUUUCAUUUAUUAACUCAUGCUAUAUUUAAGGCUUUAUUAUUUAUAUGUGCUGGUAUUAUUAUUCAUAUAAUAAAUGAUAUUCAAGAUAUUCGUUUUAUAGGUGGGAUUAGAUUAUAUAUUCCUUUAACUUCUUUAUGUAUAAAUAUUUCUAAUAUAGCUUUAUGUGGGAUUCCUUUUUUAGCUGGAUUUUAUUCUAAGGAUUUAAUUUUAGAGUUAGUUAGAUUUAGAAAUUUAAAUUUAAUAAUUUUUUUUUUAUAUUAUCUUUCUACUGGUUUAACAAUAUUUUAUAGAUUUCGUUUAAUAAUAUAUUUAAUAGUAAAUGAUUUUAAUUUAUUAAGAAUUUUUAAUUUAUAUGAUGAAGAUUAUAUUAUAUUAAAAAGAAUAUUUGUUUUAUUAUUUAUAAGAAUUAUUAGAGGAAGAUUUUUAAGUUGAAUAAUUUUUUCUUAUCCUUAUAUGAUUUAUUUACCUUUUAAUUUAAAAAUAAUAGUUAUUUAUGUAAGAUUAGUAGGGGGUAUAUUAGGGUAUUUUAUUAGAAAUAUAAAAAUUUAUUCUGUAAAUAAAUUUUUAAUAACUUAUAAUUUAAGAAAUUUUUUAUGUUUAAUGUGAUUUAUACCUAAUUUAUCUACUUAUGGUUUAAGAUAUUAUUUUCUUAAUUUAGGUCAAUCUUUAUUAAAAAAUAUUGAUAUAGGAUGAAGAGAAAUUUAUAGAGGAUUUGGUAUAAUACAAGUAAUAAAAAAAUAUUCUGUUUUUUAUAAUGUUUAUCAAAUAAAUAAUUUUAUAAUUUAUUUAUUUAGAUUUAUUAUUUGAAUAUUUAUUUUAUUUAUAAUAUUAAUAUUUAAUAAUUAA